AUGUCUGCUUGUCGAUUUGGGAGUAGAUUUCUCUCCCCUCUACAAGUUAAAAAUUUACGCCUUUCCAGCUCAUCUCUUAUAUCACAAUCACGAACAUUAUCUACACAAUCGACCUGGUUCAAUCGAUCCGAAAAUUCCAACAGUAAUCAAGGUGGAAGAAGUAAAUCAUCAUUAGCCUCCGUUGCCACGGUUUUAGCCGCUGGAUUAGGCGGUGUAAUAUGGCUCUAUCAUCACCGUCAACGUUGGCUAUCAUCGCUUUUACCCAUCACUUAUGCUGCCGAGGAAGAAAAUCAAGAAGAAGAAACUGUACCCAAAGUUGUCAAGUUAAAAAAGAGCCAACGCCGAUUUAAUAGCUAUGCUUCACGUGAAUAUAUGGGAGAACCGGUGAUGACGCCCCACGAUUUUUUACAAUGUCUUUUAGGGUCUCACGUUACUGCGCGUAAAUGUCGAAUGGCACUAUCACAAAGGGAAGUAGAAGAAAUGCUCAAAAAGACACCGCCAGCAUCACGAGGUUCUGCCAAGCUAUUUCGUUCAAUCGGCCAUGAGGGGAUAAUUACCUAUUCGGAGUUUCUUUUUCUCGUAAAUGCUUUAACAAAACCUCGUUCUGGCAUCGAUAUUGCUUUUAGAAUGAUAGACACCGAUUGUAGUGGAAAUAUUGAUUUUAAAGAAUUUCUAAACUUACAAGAAAUGAUUUCACCGAAGGAAAGUAAAUCAAAGGAAGCUGACGGAAAGACCGAUGGAUUUAAAUCCACUUUAGUAGCGCACUUAUUUGGGUUUAAAACUAAUCGCGAAUACAUCACAUUCCCGAUGUUUGAAAAAUUUAGUACAUUUAUUAGAAGUUUGGAUGAUUUCUCAGUAGCGAUGCGUAUGUUUGCUAUCACAAAUCAAUGCAUCACUAAAGAUGAAUUUAAUAGAGCUCUGAGAGCAUCAACUCGCUUAACAUUGGAUCCUACAAUUGUAAAUGUCAUCUUCUACUUAUUCGACCUAAAUGAUGAUGGCACUCUACAUUACGAAGAUUUUGUCGAUGUCUUAAGAAGUAGACGUGAAAGACGCUACGUGGAGAAAAAAGCAAACGGUUACGAAUUUUUCAAAUCUUGCUUUAAACGUCAAGUCCGUAAAUAG
Molecule: messenger RNA, 1122 nt
Organism: Trichoplax adhaerens
Lineage: Eukaryota; Metazoa; Placozoa; Uniplacotomia; Trichoplacea; Trichoplacidae
Exons: 11
Coding region: 1-1122 (373 amino acids)
Biological process (GO): mitochondrial calcium ion homeostasis; calcium import into the mitochondrion
Cellular component (GO): uniplex complex
Molecular function (GO): calcium ion binding
Source: RefSeq, a predicted model, not a curated record